AUGAACUUCGCGCCGUUCACGGGCCACAUUCCGUCGGCGACGGCGAUCCCGACGAUCCACCAGUUUGCGGCCAAGUUUGGUUACGAAGGAAGUGGUGGUGUUGUGCAAGAGACGCGCUACCAGACGUCUGGAGGGGGCGUGCAGUUCGCUGUGGCCCCGGCCGGAGUAUCGGUGGACGGAGUCAAGUUCCGGCAGGCAGAGAGUGUGGUGGUGGUCAGCAACGCGCAGCCCGGCACCGUCACACUGGCGGGAAUCGCGCCCGUACAUAGUGUAAACACAGGUGUAAAAUACCAGAGCAUCACAGCCACAUCGUCCACCGUGAACGUGGGAAACAUCGCCUAUGGAGGCGGUGGACAGGUUGGUUAUGUACAAGAGACUGUGCUGAAGGGGGAACAGCGUGACAAGCGGGAGUACCGCGAUGAACUGCACCAUGAUCUUAUGGCUUCUAUGAUGCAGCAACACCAGGGUAAUUAAAUUUAUUAUUAUGUAUAAUCUCCGCUACAGCAGGGCACGCAACAACUACUGGUAGUACUACACGAACCCAAAGAAGGAGCCGCACUAACCAGGGCCAUCAAGCAGGAGGGUCGCUCUCACAGGGAGGCUAGUGCACCCGCUGAGUUCAUCAGUAUAGGUGACGUGACAGACAGUUCAACAUGGCAGACGCUAGGCAGUGGUGUGGCAGACUACCUAUCGGCACUACCCCUACCAUUGCACCAUCUUCUGAAGUACUCCAGCACAACAGAAGGCAAACGCGAAGAGCCCACUAUCGUAACAGUCGCUACGAAUUCUUUACCACCGAUGUCUACUUUAACCUCGGUACCAACAAACGUAGUAAACAGCGUUGUGGUCCAGACAGCAACGAUCGUGAAUCCAUCUACAACUAACACGACGCAAUCCAAUAUCAACGUGAAUACGAUCUCGCUCGCUAAGAAAAAGAAAAAGAAAAAAAUGCUUAAAGAGAAAAAACCUCGACCAAAACCUGGGGAGAUACGACUAACGACUGCAUUAGAUGGAAGCACUCUUUACUGUUGUCCAGAGUGCCACAUGGCUUACCCGGAGCGAGGUCUUCUGGACCAACAUCUUGUGGGACAUACCAUGGAGCGAAGGUUCAUCUGCGACAUCUGCAACGCAGCACUAAAGCGCAAGGACCAUUUAACGCGUCACAAACAAUCACACAACCCCGAGCGGCCGCACGUGUGCUCCGUGUGCCUUAAAGCCUUCAAGCGUAAGGAGCAACUCACGCUGCACUUCAUCAUACACUCGGGCGAGAAGAGGCACGUGUGCAACGAGUGUGGGAAAGGCUUCUACCGCAAGGACCACCUGCGCAAGCACACGCGCUCGCACAUCGCGCGCCGCGUCAAGGCCGAGCUGUCGCAGCAGGCCACCGCCCCGCCGCUGUCGCAGCAGACGGUACCGGCUCCGCCCCUUGAGCCAUCUUGA
Messenger RNA from Melitaea cinxia (Glanville fritillary), 1440 nucleotides. Its product is annotated as zinc finger protein 583-like. Gene Ontology annotation, cellular component: nucleus. The record is from RefSeq and is a predicted model, not a curated record. The transcript is spliced from 9 exons. Gene Ontology annotation, molecular function: RNA polymerase II cis-regulatory region sequence-specific DNA binding; DNA-binding transcription factor activity, RNA polymerase II-specific. NCBI's taxonomy places the organism in Eukaryota, Metazoa, Arthropoda, Insecta, Lepidoptera, Nymphalidae. Gene Ontology annotation, biological process: regulation of transcription by RNA polymerase II.